AUGGAGAAGCUCGCUUUGGCUUUGAUCACGGCUUCCAGGAAAUUGAGGCCCUAUUUCCAAGCCCACACCAUACAUGUGCUAACAAACUUUCCCCUGAGGCAGGUACUUCAAAAGCCCGAUGGCUUAGGAAGAUUACUGAAAUGGGUAGUGGAGCUAAGUGAAUUUGACCUCGUGUUCAAGGCUAAGGUGGCCAUCAAGUGCCAAGCCUUGGCUGAUUUUAUGGCAGAAUUUGCCAAUUUACCCGAGGUGGAUGAAAUCAUGGAAAAUGCCGAACCCCCUACGUGGAACUUGUUCGUGGAUGGAUCGGCUAGGGACACCGGUUCGGGUGCCGAAGUUGUCCUCAUCAGCUCAGAAGGUCACAAGUUGAACUCAACUGUGAGGUUCGGGUUCAAGGUCGCCAAUAAUGUGGCAGAGUAUGAGGCACUUCUUGCGGGCCUCAAGUUAGCCAGAGAAAUGCAACCCAUCGUGGCUUACCUAAAGGGCCAGGUACUUCCCGCUAAUAAGCAGGAAGCUUACAAGCUAAAGAGGAAGUUAGCUCAUUUCCUCUUCAUCGAUGAUAUACUCUACAAGAGGAGCUUCUCCUCUCCACUCCUUCAAUGCGUGGGAGGAGAAGAGGCUACCUACAUCUUAAGGGAAGUCCACGAGGGAGGUGUGGACCUUAUAAGCCCUCUACCGAAAGGAAGAGGAGGCGCGAGCUUCGCAAUUGUAGCUAUUGAUUACUUCACGAAGUGGGUUGAGGCUGAACCAUUGGCAAAAAUCAUAGAGGCAAACACCUCCAAGUUCUUGUGGAAAAAUAUUAUAUGCCGAUUCGAGAUUCUCUAUUCAAUCGUCUCAGACAAUGGUAAACAGUUCGACAACAAGAAGGUCAGAAGUUUAUGUGAAGAACUUGGCAUCAAGAAGUACUUUUCCACACCUUACCACGCACAAGCAAAUGGCCAAGUUGAGGCUGUGAACAAAACCAUCAAACAUGUCUUCAAAAGGAAGCUUGAUGUGUCAAAAGGGGCCUGGGUAAAUGAGCUACCGCAAGUGCUUUGGGCAAUCCGAACCACAACGAGGACCCCCACAGGGGAAACACCUUUCCUCAUAGCAUACAGAACUAAAGCAAUGAGCCCUGUUGAGGUCGGACUUCCAUCUCCCCGACGUCUGCACUUCAAUGAAAUAACAAACGACGAGCUCCGGAGGUUCGACCUCGACUUCAUUGAAGAAAGAAGAGAUGACGCCUAG
Olea europaea var. sylvestris is the source of this 1224-nucleotide messenger RNA. RefSeq lists its product as uncharacterized. Lineage: Eukaryota; Viridiplantae; Streptophyta; Magnoliopsida; Lamiales; Oleaceae. The transcript is spliced from 3 exons. The record is from RefSeq and is a predicted model, not a curated record. Gene Ontology annotation, molecular function: nucleic acid binding. Bases 1 to 1224 code for a protein of 407 amino acids. Gene Ontology annotation, biological process: DNA integration.